Messenger RNA from Rotaria sp. Silwood2, 945 nucleotides. Lineage: Eukaryota; Metazoa; Rotifera; Eurotatoria; Philodinida; Philodinidae. The record is from the annotation of a GenBank genome assembly.
AUGUGUACCGAUAUUGAUUUUCUUCCGCAUAUUAUGGUUAUAACAGAGAAAGAAUUUAUAUUAUCCAAUGAAUAUGAUCGUAGGAAUAGUUCAACUCCAUCCAUGACAUCAUCGUCUUCUUCAACCACAACCACAACAACAAUAACAACAACAACAACAGCAACAACAAAUUCUACGUCAUGGAUUGAACGAAAAUUAUUUAGUCAUUUUAAACGUUUAUUUCGACGAAAUUCAUUUUCUUCGAAAACAAAUUCUUCUCAAUCCAGUCGUCGACCAUCUUGUACUAUUGAGCAAGGUAUUGAAUCAUCGUUCGAUGAACAUUCUAAACAAACAAACGAACAUGAACAAGAAGAAAAUAAAGAGCAUGGCAAUCUCCCUUCUUCCUCCUCUUCGUCGUCGUCGCCGUCUUCAUCUCCAACUCCUUCUCUUUCUACAAUUUCAAAUCCAAUCAGUGAACAGGCACAAUCAAUAACAAAUAAUUCUAACUCUAUUGAUUUACUAUAUGACUAUGAUCGUCUUCUUGCUCGUUGUCUCGAACGACAAAAACGUGAUCUAAGUGAAAUGAUAUCACGUUGUCAAACACCUAUUACAAUUCCACGUGCUGAUUUAAUUGUUGGUCAUUCACGUUCAAUACUUGUUAAUUGGAAAUCUUAUACACGUUUAUUUCGUGCAUUAAAUCGUGAUCCACAAUUAUUUCAACAAUAUAUUAAUCAGUAUUAUGCUUGUCAAUCAUCAACAAAUCAACGUGAACAAUUAAUAUUUAAUGCUCGAACAACAAGAACAACAUUUGAUAACGUAUUAAAAGUAUUUCUUAAUGAAUAUGUUACUUGUUUGGCAUGUCAAAAAGCAGAAACUCAUUUAAUUAAAUCAACUGGUUUAUGGCGAAUAGAAUGUCAAUUAUGUGGCAGUCAACGUUCAGUUAAACGUCUUAAAUGGAAACUGUAA